AUGACGAAUACAUAUUUCAGAUGGUUAUCGCCGGAGACUCUGAAGUAUGGCAAAUUUUCUCCAAAAACAGACGUUUGGAGCUUUGGCAUAACAAUGUGGGAGAUCUAUUCAGGUGGACAGGAACCAUAUGGAAUGGUGCAGGACAACAGGGAAGUGCGACGUGGAGUGAUCGAGCAACGACUAAAGGUGUCGAUCCCGCAGGAUAUGCCAGCAAUGAUGCAGCCACUGAUGUUGAACUGUUUAGCGUACAAUCCAGACAGCCGUCCCACAUUUCACGACCUUAACAUGCAACUCUCUAGCUUCAAGGUAACGCCGGCCAAUGCAACGUUCUCCGGGAAGCUCAAGGAAUUUCUACACCUUUGA
Messenger RNA from Gongylonema pulchrum, 363 nucleotides. The record is from the annotation of a GenBank genome assembly. Lineage: Eukaryota; Metazoa; Nematoda; Chromadorea; Rhabditida; Gongylonematidae.